Messenger RNA from Blepharisma stoltei, 728 nucleotides. NCBI's taxonomy places the organism in Eukaryota, Ciliophora, Heterotrichea, Heterotrichida, Blepharismidae. The record is from the annotation of a GenBank genome assembly.
AUGUGGAACCAAAAAGCAUCAUGCAAAAUUACACAAGAGCUAGACUUCGCUCGUGAACACCUAAUCCACCAAUAUAAACUUGGCAAAAUCAAGUCAAGAAUUGACAACAAGCCUCCAAGAAAAAUGCCGCAUGUUUUCAGCAAAGCGAAAAAAGGCUUAAAAGAAGAAGAACGGCUCAAUGAAAUGCAGCACACAAACCAUCUGCUUUUACAAAAGCUUUUAUUAAUUGAUACAAAGCCAAGCCAAGCAGCAACUCCUAUCAGUUCUUCGUUAAAAUCGCUUAAUAGAAAAAAUAGAAUUGAAGAACUGACCAAAAUUAGUGAAGAAAACAGAAGAAUUUUGAGGAAAAUAAAUACGGCUGGGUCACAUUAUAAUGCAAGAAAGCUAUACUAUAUAAUAAAAAUGGUUUAUAUUAGUAUUAUAGUAAACUAACAGACGAUAUAAAAUAUAGGGAAUUAAUAAAAAGACCUUAGAGAUAUUAUUUUAUAUAGGGAAUAGAUCAAGACUAUAGACAGCAUGAGUAUCUAGCUUAUCAACUUUCUGAAAAUGCUAGGAGAAUUCCAAGCAGAACGUCCUAUACAAUUAACGAGAUCCUUGAUGGCACUGGAAUUAUGAGCUCUGGGGUCAGAAGUAACAGGACUUUAAGACCAAACAGUGCAUAUCCUACCUCAAGAAGAGAAAAUAAAUUCACCAGGCCUCAGUCAGCAAACGACUUAGACGAGUUUUAA